AUGAUCAGCCUUGUAAAAUCGGGCAGCAAGUGGCAGAAGAAAGCUGAACUAGGACGAAGUCCAAGAAUCUCCUAUUUGGGAACUGAAGAUAAGCUGAACCAUGACUCACCUGCCCAUAAGGGGCACUUUGUCAGCUACACAACCGAUGAUGAACGCUUCACAUUACCCCUAAAGUAUCUUGGGAAUGAAAUCUUCCAACAGCUCCUGAAGAUGUCUGAGGAUGAGUUUGGGCUGCCGGGCGAUGGGCCCAUCCGGGUGCCCUGCGAUGCAGUCUUCAUGCAGUCUGUAGUACUGCUCAUCCGACAAGGGGUCACUAAAGAUCUCGAGAAAGCUUUAGUCAAUUCCAUUGCUUCGUGCCAUUGCAAUCUGGAUUCGGUUCUUCAACAGAGCUUCAUUAGCCAACAGGGUAUUCUUUGCGGUUGA
Messenger RNA from Punica granatum (pomegranate), 423 nucleotides. NCBI's taxonomy places the organism in Eukaryota, Viridiplantae, Streptophyta, Magnoliopsida, Myrtales, Lythraceae. The record is from RefSeq and is a predicted model, not a curated record.